Ruditapes philippinarum (Manila clam) is the source of this 781-nucleotide messenger RNA. RefSeq names its product toll-like receptor 1. Gene Ontology annotation, biological process: signal transduction. The coding region runs from base 143 to 754 and encodes 203 amino acids. The record is from RefSeq and is a predicted model, not a curated record. The transcript has a single exon. NCBI's taxonomy places the organism in Eukaryota, Metazoa, Mollusca, Bivalvia, Venerida, Veneridae.
UAUGGGUUAAGCAUGCGUAAUUUAAUCGAUAUUUUGUACAAACAAAUACAGUUUAUUUUAAAACAGCUAGAGAACACGCGUUUACUAGUUUUCACUAGACUUGAUUAACUUUGUUACAUUUUUAGUUAUUGUGAUAUAUAAUAUGGAAAAUUACUCAUUGUUAAAGAAUAUUCAGGGGGAUAAUGGUAAUCCAGACGUUAUUUUUGACACUUGUUUGAACGAAGAAAGGAAUAGCAGUUUUCCGACAGCAGACGAUAGACAUAAUCCGACACGCAAAAGAAGAUCUCAACGAUCUGGCGCUGAUUUAGAUAUCCAACAUAAUUUACCCGAACUUCCCACGGGGAAAGACAAAUAUUUUUUCGUUUCUUACAGUAGUGAAGAUAGUGAUCGUGUUUGGUCGUAUGUGGAGGAUCUGGAAAAUCGUUUCAAAUUACCAUGUGUAUAUGCGAAUCGGGACUUUCAGCCGGGGAAAAACACUCAAGAAUGUAUCAAAGAAGGAAUGGCGAGAUCUUUUAAAGUUCUUUUGUUCCUGACUCCAAAUUUUCAUCAAAGUGAUUGGUGUUAUCAUGAGAAAGAAUAUGCUUUCGCGUGCUCUGUUGAGAAAAGGACGAAUUUCAUUAUUCCUGUAAAACUUGAGGAAUGUGAAAUACCUUCGGCACUAAUGCCAUUGACCUAUGUUGAUGCGACGGACCCCAACAGUGAUGUUCCUGCGAAGAUAGCAUCGGCUUUGAUUGACACUGAGACAUGUAAGUAAAUUCGUUUCAAAUAUUUUACUUGUAGA